Messenger RNA from Penicillium samsonianum, 354 nucleotides. RefSeq lists its product as uncharacterized. The record is from RefSeq and is a predicted model, not a curated record. Bases 1 to 354 code for a protein of 117 amino acids. The transcript is spliced from 2 exons. Lineage: Eukaryota; Fungi; Ascomycota; Eurotiomycetes; Eurotiales; Aspergillaceae.
AUGGCCACCAGAACUAUUCACCUCAUCUCUUUUCGCAAUGUUUCAUCUCAACGAGCGCACUUUGCAAUUUUUGUUCCAUCGGCAACAGAACCCAAACGAGGGACUCUGAUCCACGCUGUCGGUGCACCCAUGGCAGGCUAUAUCCUCGAGUUCAAACGGAACUACUCUCCUGCUAUGACCCAACAGCGCCACGAGACUUUUCCGAUUGGUCAAGUUUAUUCGUCCAAUAUCGUCGACUCCGUGGACACAGCGAUGACCAAAGAUUCAACUCCCAGAGGCAACAUUGAGAUUGCUGCGUCUCAGGUCCCGACUCCUGGGAUCAGUCAGAACUUCAUGGCACCUGUCAAUGAUUAA